AUGGAAGAUUCAAAUGAAUAUAUGUUAGGUUGGAAUGAAGGUUGGGAUGUAGAUGUGGCUCAUCAACUACUUCCCUUGUUACAACAAGAUAUAUCUGAGCAAGAAGAAAUAUGUCAAUUAGUUGGUGAAUAUGUGAUGCCAUAUGUGUGUAAAGAGCCACGAAGAACUAGCAGGCAAACAGGGCAAAUGUGGGUUAAUGAGAUUUUGCAAGGUCAUCCUGAUCGUUGUUAUGAAAUGUUUCGAAUGGAAAAACAUUUGUUUAGGCAACUAUGUGCGACACUAGAUGAGCUUGGUCUAAAGAAAUCUAAAAAAAUGAGAGUUGAAGAAAUGGUUGAAAUGUUUUUGAAUACAAUUGGACAUGGAGUUGGUAAUAGGAUGAUACAGGAACGAUUUCAACAUUCUGUCCAUAGAAAUUUUCAUAAAAUAUUAGCUGCCUGCCUUAAUCUUUCCAAGGCAAACAUAAAGCCAUUUGAUCCUUCAUUUCAACGAUGUCAUUCAAAAAUUCAAAAUGAUCUACUGUAUUGGCCAUUCUUUAAGGAUGCUAUAGGAGCAAUUGAUGGCACUCAUGUGCCAUGCGUGGUUAGUGUUGUUGAUAAAAUUAAAUUUAUUGGAAGAAAGGGAUAUGCAACACAGAAUGUCAUGGCUGUAUGUGAUUGGGACAUGUGUUUUACUUUUGUCAUUGCGGGAUGGGAAGGUACGGCUCAUGACGCUCGAGUAUUUGAUAAUGCCAUAUCAACUCCUUCAAUGCAUUUUCCGCAUCCACCUUCAGGUAAAUAUUAUUUGGUUGAUUCUGGUUAUCCAACACUAAAUGGGUAUCUUGAUCCAUAUCGUUGCGAACGCUAUCACCUUCCAGACUUCAGGCGAGUUGCAGGAUUUGCAAACAAUAAUGAGGUCUUCAAUUAUUAUCAUUCAAGUUUGAGAUGCACUAUAGAAAGAACAUUUGAAGUAUGGAAGAAUAGGAGAAAUUCAAUUAUUGAUGAGCAAUUCAUUCAAGCUAAAGAUGAAAGUGUAGAUGUCCUUGAGGAAGAUAUCGAUAUUGGUGAGGCAUACUCGUCAAAUCUACCCAGAUCAUUAAGACAGAUGCAGCAUGUUCGUGAUAUAAUUAGAGACCAGCUUGUAAAUCAUAUCAAUUGA
Messenger RNA from Prosopis cineraria, 1134 nucleotides. RefSeq lists its product as uncharacterized. The transcript has 3 exons. The record is from RefSeq and is a predicted model, not a curated record. Bases 1 to 1134 code for a protein of 377 amino acids. Lineage: Eukaryota; Viridiplantae; Streptophyta; Magnoliopsida; Fabales; Fabaceae.